UAGAGGGACACAUGGCUUACGCCCCUCCCUCUGAAACCACUGGGAUAAAACAGCCAUUUUAUCCGAGUUCAUUACUGCACAUGACUCUCCAGACAUAACGCUAGAGACCUGGACCAGUGAAAUCACCUGUCACAGAACCAACGAACAAUAAAACGUCAAGAUGUGCUGCUCGGGGUUCCUCAAAAUAAUGAUGUUCAUCUUCAACGGUGCCCUGUUCUUAGCAGGUGCCGCAAUCCUAGGUGUAGGGAUCUGGGCAACAGUAGACAGCAGCUCCAUGCUUGGUGUGUUAUCUCAUAUUGAUAAUGCGCCUCCUGAAUUGGCUCAGCUGGCGAACGUAGGCUACCUGCUGAUUGCUGUGGGAGCCAUACUUGCUAUCAUGGGCUUCCUGGGCUGCUGUGGAGCCAUAACUGAGAACAAGUGCAUGCUUCUGACAUUCUUCAUAAUUGUGCUUCUCAUCUUCAUUGCUGAGGUGGCUGGGGCCAUUGUAGUUCUGGUGUUCAAGCCUCUGGCGGAGGAGGCUUUGAGCGGUCUGAAUAAGAAUUUUGUUGAGGCCAUCAAGAAGGAAUACGGAGAGAAUAACGACUUCACAAGUGUCCUGAAUAACACUAUGAUCCAGCUGGAUUGCUGUGGUUACAACAACUACACCGACUUCGAAGGAUCUCCUUUUCAAACAUCUUUCAAUCUUUUCCCGGAGACGUGCUGCGAUGAAAUUACACCGUGUAAUCUGAAAGAAGCAGAAAAACAGAAGGUCAGGGGUUGUUUCAAUGCGCUGGUCAAACUGAUAGAAGAUAAUGCGGUUUUGCUAGGAGGCGUGGCCCUCGGCAUCGCUGCUCUAGAGAUUGCUGCGAUGGUCGUGUCCAUGGUCCUGUACAAUAGCAUUGGGAAAUAAUUACAAACGCCAACUGAUGUACUGAUGUAUGCACUUCUUCUUUGUACUAUACACUUUACUGCAGGCUGAUUUCUGUCUACAGCUCUUUAUACAUUGAUUUCAAUUCUCAUUAACCAUCUAGUAGGUAACUUCUACUACUAGUAGUAGAAAUUGCCAUUGCAAUUGGUUAAUCUCAGGGAUUAAAGGGGUUCAUUAGUACAAAAUGUAACUAAACUGGUUAAUUAUAAUCUGUGCUAAUAUGCUAAUAACAUGAAUAACGAUGAUUUGGCAGUAAAGAGAAACAAUUAUUAUGGACUUUUUUAUUUAAUGUCUGUUGCUGUCUAUUAGCUUUUAUUUAUUAUUUGUAACAAUGCGUUGGAUAACGUAAUAAUUUAGAACAUGGUCGUCAGUAUCACAUUUCCUUAAGCUCUUAUUGUUAGUCUCCAGUCUAGUCUAGAUUCGAAUAUUUGUUUGAAUGGACUAGAAACACACAUUAGUACCAUAAUACAAAAUAUAUAUUUUCAAUUGUUAUAAAUUUUUUCACUGUAAAGCAAAAUGUCCUCUAUUAUGUAUGUAUAGUUUUAUGUUGUAAUACAUUUUUUUGUUCAUUUGUAUACAUCUAAAUGAAGGAUUUCCUAAAAUUAA
Messenger RNA from Silurus meridionalis, 1513 nucleotides. It is a transcript of the gene tspan34a, whose product is annotated as tetraspanin 34. Bases 161 to 889 code for a protein of 242 amino acids. The transcript has 8 exons. The record is from RefSeq and is a predicted model, not a curated record. Gene Ontology annotation, cellular component: membrane. Lineage: Eukaryota; Metazoa; Chordata; Actinopteri; Siluriformes; Siluridae.